GCUUCUUAUUCCUGAUUCUGUUUAAACGCCGAUAUGUUCAUUGUUGUAACAAUGCUGAGCCUUGUCUUCCCUUCUAUUUUGCUGGAUUAAGCUAACGUGUUUGCAAUCACUUUCCGUUUGCCGGUCUGCACGAAAAUCAGCGAAAGCGAAGGAAAGCAAUUUGUCCACGAUCGUCUAAAACACACCAAAGGCGUAUAACGUAAAAUGAGCAACCGUCGUAAGAAAACAGACCGCGUUGAUCGUGAAACGCUCCUUGUGACGGUCAACGAUGAAGAAAAGCACGAAAAGAGUGACCUGCGAGGGGACUGGGGCAACAUUUCCAUACUGUUCUUUCUCUAUCUGCUGCAAGGCAUUCCAAUCGGAUUGGCCUCGGCCAUACCCAUGUUGCUGCAGAAUCGCGGUGCAAGCUACAAACAGCAGGCUGAAUUCAGUUUCGCUCACUGGCCGUUCAGCUUAAAGUUGCUAUGGGCACCCAUAGUGGAUUCACUGUUCUGGAAACGCUUCGGAAGGCGAAAAUCAUGGCUCAUCCCAACGCAGUACCUGAUAGGGAUAUUUAUGCUUAUUCUAUCACUGCACGUUAACCGUUGGUUGGGCGCUGAAAACAGCAGUUCCGACGAAGACCAUUCCAACGCGGAGAGCAGCACAUUCAACAUUCCGCUAUUGACGGGCAUAUUUUUUAUGCUAAACUUUCUGGCCGCUACACAAGACAUCGCUGUAGAUGGAUGGGCCUUAACGAUGCUGAAACGUUGCAACGUGGGACACGCAUCGACCUGCAAUAGUGUAGGCCAAACGGCAGGAUAUUUCCUCGGUUAUGUGGCCUUUAUGGCAUUGGAAUCGGCCGAAUUUUGCAACAGUUACCUGCGCUCCGAACCCGCACCGGAGGGUUUGGUCAAUCUGUCCGGAUAUCUCUGGUUCUGGGGGUUAGUGUUUCUUGUUACGACCACAUUGGUGGCGCUAUGCAAACAAGAACUCGCACCCAGCAUCGAUCGAGGCCACGAGGAACAUCUGGAGCUGGACAUAAAACAAACCUAUCAUCUGCUGCUCGAUAUAGUCAAGAUGAAACCGAUUCUGACACUGGUGGCCAUACUGUUAACGGCCAAGGCAGGAUUUGCCGCUUGCGAUGCGGUUACCUCGCUGAAGCUGAUUGAUGCCGGUGUCCCGAAAGAUAAGCUAGCGUUGCUAGUUGUUCCACUUGUGCCACUGCAGAUAGUUUUACCGCUGGUGAUCAGUAAAUAUACUGCUGGGACGCGACCCAUGGAGGUUUACCUGAAAGCCAUCCCUUACCGGAUAGCACUAACACUAGCAGCGGCCGGUAUUGUAUGGAUUACUCCUGCCAUCAUACGAGAACAUCACGUACCGUACUACUACUACAUACUGCUGCUAACGAACUACGGUCUGUACCAGAUCGCACUUUAUAGCAUGUUUGUGGCUGUGAUGGCCUUUUUCGCACGGAUAAGCGAUCCCGCCGUCGGAGGCACCUAUAUGACGCUGCUAAACACACUCAGCAACCUCGGUGGCAAUUGGCCGACGACCGUGGUUCUGUGGUUAGUCGAUUAUCUUACGUGGAAACGAUGCUCGAACGCAACAGAGAAUGAUUGUUCUGAUGCAGCACUGAAGGAGACAUGCAGUGCAGGUGGUGGUAAAUGUACGAUUACGAUCGAUGGGUAUUAUAUAGAGAUAUUUAUUUGCCUCCUUUACGGGCUCCUCUGGUACCGAUGGGGUAGUGGUAAAAUACGUCAGCUACAAGAACUUCCGCUUAAAGCGUGGCGCGUAGCGCGAAGAGUUCAACGUGCGCAUAGCAGCUAGCAAUUAAUGCAAUUGAUAUGACAAUUCCAUUUAUCUGUACGUUAGGUAAGCCGAUGUUACUAAAAAUUGGAACAAACGCGUGGCGAAGUUUUUAGGGAGAAUAUAGUUGGCAGUUUUUUUAUAUUUAAACACAAAUCGCCAAGCGUGGUACCAUGUGCGGAGAAAUGGGUACUUCAUGUACACAAUCCCACCUUUGUUUUGUAUUGCAGGGAAAAAACACGCACAAAGUCGUUCCUUCAGGGUAGAGAGGAUCGUUGAAAUGAAGUAGAAUGUGAAACCAUUCUCUGCUCCCGCGUACGUCUUUAUUUGAUGUUUUGUUAUUUUGUAUAUGCUUUCAUUCCCUUCUCAAUUGCACCGUGAAUAGAUAUUGCUCAUACAAUCGAGACAUAUGUAUUAAUUAUGUGUGCAGCAAAAACGAUAAUGUUGUACUCGGUACAACUCCGUUAUAAGGGAAUGUUUUCCUUCUCGUGAUGUAGUAAAGUAUGGUUCGAUCAAAAGAUUCGAUUCGCAAGAUUCUACCAUUUGAAUGUGUGUGUGUGUGUGAACAGAAAUAAACAUUUUACCAUCGAAAUGCACAUAUGUUGUAAUGCUAUUUUCUGCUUUAUUAACUUUUUUCAUGCCUGUGAAAGUAAUUAUUGUCAAUCGCUUGGUUAAGAAGCAAUCCAACACUCGCCCUAGAACACGACAUCCUUCAGAAGUAUAAUUUGAAAAUAAUCAUUGUGUUAGUAAUUGUUCAUAAUUGAUAACUAAACAGACACGUGUUAUAUCAACAACAGUAAAGCAUUGUAAUACACGUUUUCCGUAUAGAUCAUGUGUCCUUUUUUGUCAACUAUUCAACUCUGCAGUACCAUAUUCCCUUCUAUGUGUUGCUUAUUUUCAGUAGAAGAAAAACUUUCUUCAUUCUAAUUUCUUAGGUUCUUUGCUUAAAGUUGGCCCGUAACUUCUCACAGCUGAUGGCUAUGAUCUCUACUAAAAGCCAUACCAUUUUUCUUCUAUUUUCAUAUACGAAUCAGCCAUGGUGGGAGUAUACUAUCACAUACUAAUCAGAAAAAAAAUCAAGCAUAUUACACAACAAGUCUACUACAUGGUGACUUCACUAGAGAGAAUUACUAUUGCAGACAGUUGUAGUGUAGAUAUCUAAUUGUUUAAACAUGUAGGCGAAUGUAUGUGUGUCUGGGGGUACUAUUGUAUAUAUAUGUAAACAGUUCUUUACGGCACGCCGCUAACCUUUGAACGAUUCUCUAUUCCGUUUCGACCGAUUCUGGCAUGGACGUAACUGAUUUAUUGGGACCGUGUGCAAGAACACAACGGACGUUGCGCAUUGUCUUUCCAUAUAUGUUUGAGCAGGGUAUUGCUGAAGUGCGGCUUGCGAUACACAUAUUUCUCCUGUAGACUAUGCACCCAUGAGUGUAUUACUUACAGUGUAUUUAUAAAUGCAGAUCGUGAGAGGGGAACACAAUUGAGGAAUAUCGUUCGUUUAGAAUGUAUCGCUAUACAUUAUGGUUAUGGGUUAAGCUAAAUUAUGAAAGAUCCAACGCUUGUGUUUAACUAAACCCCAAUUUUACGUGUGCAAUAAUUGAUUUGCUUCAACAGGCUGAACGUUUAAAGGAACAAAUAAAAACUUAAGUAAAGCAGUAGGUGACUUAUUUGUUGGUGGUACAGAAUCCUACCCAACAUAUCCUCCAUUUACUUCAAACAAUUAGUGUUUCCAAUACGCAUUUUCUAUUAAAAAAAUUAUAUCGUCUUGGACGAACUUAUGUGCUACACACGUGUAUGUAUUAUACGCAUUGAUAGAUAAAUUAUUUAUAUGUAUAUAUGUGGUUAGUAAUGAAACACAAAUCACGCUUUAUAGCAUAUGCCCUUUUGCCACGCGCAAGGGACAAUCAGUUUUGUAUGAGGAACUGUGCCUGAACAUAAACGAACCCG
Molecule: messenger RNA, 3732 nt
Organism: Anopheles moucheti
Lineage: Eukaryota; Metazoa; Arthropoda; Insecta; Diptera; Culicidae
Product: acetyl-coenzyme A transporter 1
Exons: 4
Coding region: 205-1806 (533 amino acids)
Cellular component (GO): membrane
Molecular function (GO): acetyl-CoA transmembrane transporter activity
Source: RefSeq, a predicted model, not a curated record